UGUUAUCUUCGAAGAUUUCAAUUCAAAAUUCAAAUUUCAAAAAUGGAAAAAUGUAAAACAUUUCGUAAAUAAUACUAAAAUUCUCGAAUUAAAGUUAUUUAUUUUGAAAAAUUCAACGUAAAUUCGACCUAAAUUUAUUCACCCUUCGCCGUUGAAUUCCUUUUUAUAGUAUCGAAGUAAUAUCAACUUUCAAGGAGGAAGUCGUAGGGUCGUGUGAAAAAUGAAGAUCUCUUCUCUUCAUCAUCUCAACUCAUUCAUUUGAAAUAAACCAUUCAAUCCAUACAAUGGAUUCAGAACUGGAGAACGUAGAUUUGGAUCAACCGAAUAAGAUGAUCCCCGAUGAGCAAUCAUCAUUUACGUGUGACUACUGCAAUCAAUCAUUCAUAUUAAAAUGUAACUUGGUAUCUCACAUCCGAGCCCAUAUCGGUGAUAAACCUCACUCUUGCGACGUCUGCAACGAAUCAUUUUCAACGAAAAGUGGUCUAGCUCUGCAUUUCCGUAUACACAAGGAUAUCGGCGCCGUGUAUAGAAGUUCGUCGCCGGAAAAUCAUCGAUUCAUUUGUAAUUACUGCGAAAAAGGAUUCAGUCUGAAGAGUAACCUAAUCCUACAUAUCAGAACUCAUACAGGAGAAAGACCGUACCGGUGUUCGUACUGUAAUAAAACAUCCGCAACCAAGUAUAACCUUUUAUCCCAUAUACGAACGCACUACAGUCAGAAAACCAUAAAAUGCGGAUACUGUGAUAAAUAUUUUUCCAGUCGGAAAAAUCUCCAUUCCCACGUUCAAAUUCAUAUCAGUACCAAACGUUACUAUUGUUCGUACUGUGAUAAAUCUUCCAUACAUAAGGGAACGUUGAGAGUCCACGAACGUAUACAUACCGGAGAGAAACCGUACAAGUGUAUAUACUGCAGUAAAUCGUUCAAUCAUCGGAGUAAUCUAACUCAUCAUGUUCGAAUUCACACCGGAGAAAGGCCUUACGUGUGUAAAUAUUGUAAUAAAGCGUUCAGGCAGAAGUACGCGUUGGAUGGACACGAAAGAAUACACACCGGAGCUAAACCUUACGUCUGCGUCGACUGUAAUAAAUGUUUUCCGUACAGUGCGAGUUUGAGAUCUCACAUGAAACAGCAUUACGGCGAGCAAGUGUUUACUUGUUACUAUUGCAUGAAAUCUUUCACUUCGAAGGUGUCUCUUAGUUUACAUAUCCGUAUUCAUUUAUGGAAUAAGAACCCUACGAAGAAAUACGUAAACAAAAACGAUGAAAUUUUAUUGCAACAAGCUCUAGCUGCGCAAAAUACACCCCCUGUUAUUAAAAAUAACCUGAAAAUGGAUCCUCUCGUAGUAUCGAAAGUCGAACACGAGCAAACCACCGUGAAAAUUGAUUACGAUAAUCCUCAAGUAGACAGUGUCGUGAACAUUUUGCUAACGCCGGAAUUGGAAAGUGGAUUAGUUCAGGAUUUGAAUGAUAAUUCGUCGUCUCCUUGCGAUUUGAAGAACAAACUACGCGAACAAUUGUGUAAAUUCAUGAAUAAGUACUCGUUGAAAAAUCUUCCCAGCAAGAGGGUGGCUACGUUCAAAAGUAAUGUCCCGAUUGCACCAUCUUCAGCACCGCCGAAACCUAAAACGUCGGCUGAGUAUUAUAAAAUGAUGCCUACGUUGAAAAGUUCCAAUACAGCUGCAAACCCGGAGCCUAUUUCGUUUGAAGAUUUGAAGAAUCAAAAAUCGGCUGAAUAUUAUAAAAUGAUGCGUUCGUUAAAAAGUAAUAACGCAGUUGAGAACCAGCAGACGAGCAAUGUUACGUCUGUUUUUUCACCUCAAGGUUCGAAUGAUCGAGAUCUUCGAGCAAAUGCGAUUGCAGAAAUUGAAAAACUCGGAUUGAAAGAACGUAUCAGUACCCAACUCAAGACAAUCGUAAAUAGUGGAAUGUUCGAAAAGGAACGAAGACUGGAAACGAAUAGAUAUAGAGCAGUAAUUGUACCGCUUCCACGGCCCAGAGAAGAGAAUCUAAAACUCCAAAUGAAUAGUCGUCUGCAAAAAUUAUUCCAAACUAAUUUAGUCAAGAGGUUUGAUACGUUGGCUAGUAACACAAUCGAAAAUAAAGUAAAACCAGAGAUUGUCCAUAUGAAGGAAGAGAAAGUAGAGCCUCAGAUUACUCAUCAAGAUGUCGAUGAAAUUAAUCUAAAUUCAACAUCGUGUGAAGCUGCAGCAGACUCAAAAUGUAUCGAAAAUACUGUUGAGCCUACAGAAGGAGAGAAUAUCGCAAAUGAACCAAUUACCGAAGUUCAUAUCAAAAUGGAAGCUGAAGAAGCUGAAGAACCUGAAGAAGGUAUCGUCAUAUGUUGAAAAAUAACGAAGCUGCAAAACGUAUCUGUUAUAUUUUUUUAUUCUACGUCCGAGAAUAUUUUGUUUAAUUUAUUUUUGAUUUAUCGAUUCACCCGAAUGUAUUCUUCGAGUUUUACAGGGUAUUUUUGUGAAAGUUUAGCUAAUGUAAAAAUAAUGUUACCAAACGUAAAAUAAUUUUUUUUACGAAAAGAUUAUGAUUUAUGUCUGUACAUUUUUUAAAAAAAUUAAAGACAAUUUACUUAGUA
Messenger RNA from Planococcus citri (citrus mealybug), 2584 nucleotides. RefSeq names its product zinc finger protein 502-like. The transcript is spliced from 4 exons. Bases 285 to 2339 code for a protein of 684 amino acids. NCBI's taxonomy places the organism in Eukaryota, Metazoa, Arthropoda, Insecta, Hemiptera, Pseudococcidae. Gene Ontology annotation, biological process: regulation of DNA-templated transcription. The record is from RefSeq and is a predicted model, not a curated record. Gene Ontology annotation, molecular function: DNA-binding transcription factor activity, RNA polymerase II-specific; RNA polymerase II cis-regulatory region sequence-specific DNA binding.